Messenger RNA from Nasonia vitripennis (jewel wasp), 1364 nucleotides. RefSeq names its product 28S ribosomal protein S9, mitochondrial (gene mRpS9). The record is from RefSeq and is a predicted model, not a curated record. Gene Ontology annotation, biological process: translation. The coding region runs from base 70 to 1275 and encodes 401 amino acids. The transcript is spliced from 11 exons. Gene Ontology annotation, molecular function: RNA binding; structural constituent of ribosome. Gene Ontology annotation, cellular component: mitochondrial small ribosomal subunit; ribosome. Lineage: Eukaryota; Metazoa; Arthropoda; Insecta; Hymenoptera; Pteromalidae.
AAAACAAAACAAACGGCCGACACACACCGCAGAAGUGCAGAGAGUGAGGCGACUGCCGAACAUUUUACGAUGUCAGUUUCCAGCUCUAUUUUUUCACAAUUAACAACGUUUAGAAAUGUUGUCACGUCUCGUUUAUUAAAUAGAAUAGUGCAUCGUAUGAACAAUGUUUCCCUGUACUCCACUGCAACUGCUGCUCAACCAGAAAUGCAACAGCCAGCAUCUACUGAGAAGCAACCAAGGAAAAUCAGCAAAGCUAUGAUAGCUUAUUUGGAACGUGCUAAAGCUCACGAUACAUUCAUUCGGCAAGAACAAGAAGACUACAAUAUAGGCAAGCGCCACUUGGCAAAUAUGAUGGGAGAAGAUCCUGAACAUUUUACUCAAGCAGAUGUAGAAAGAGCAAUAGAAUAUUUGUUUCCUUCAGGGUUGUUUGACAAGGCAGCAAGACCUGUUAUGAAACCACCCCAAGACAUGUUUCCUCCUAAAAAAGCAGCAGAGUUUGAUGAAUCAGGAAGACCAUUUCAUUCUCUCUUUUAUACAACAAAACCAAAUUAUUACCAAGCACUCCACGAUAUAUAUGACAACUUGCUAAAAUUAAAUGACCUGGAAGACAAGAUGAUAAGAAAAGGUAUUCCACCUGAUCAACAUGCAGCAGAGGAGCUCCAAUCUUCAGAUUGGGUUAAUCAUGAACAACUGCAAAAAAUUCUUUUGGAAGAAGUGGGAGAUAUUGAUUACGAAUAUUUCCUUUCAAGCAUUAAAAGGUUGACUGACCAUCCCUAUGCGAAUCAUGCCAAAGAUUAUCUUAUGAAGUUUAGAAUGGAAAAGAGGGCUCUCACACAUUCCUUCGAGAUACCACAGCUGGAGUAUGACGAAGAAGGCAGACCUUUUAUCACAGUACCAGAUUGCAUGAGAAAAGAAGCACGAGGUAGUGUAACCGUUAAAGGCAAAGGAACCGGAAAAAUCAUAAUUAACGGAAAACCCCUCAUCAAUUACUUCAUCAAGUACGCUCAAUCCCGUGAACAGGUAAUCUUCCCGCUGCAAUUCACCGGAAUGAUGGGCGAGGUAGACAUCGAAGCCACAGUACGUAACGGCGGCCCGUCCGGUCAGGCGGGAGCUAUCCGCUGGGGAAUCGCGUGGGGCUUGAGGAGCUUCGUCAAUACAGACAUGGUCGAGAAGAUGAGAAUAGCUGGAUUGCUCACAAGGGACUGGCGUAGGCACGAACGUAAAAAGCCAGGACAGGCUGGCGCUAGAAGGAAGUUCACGUGGAAGAAGCGUUAAACGAGAAAACAGUCGAAUUUUUUGUUGGCUCUUUGUAUUAUUAAAAACGUCUUGUUACAAUAUAAAUAAAGUCUUUUAAUAACAGUCAA